AUGUUGUUUGCUGCUUCCACUGGUGUUUAUUUCACUGCUGUUAUUGAGCCUGAAAACAGACGCUACUGCCCCUCCUCUCCGCGCCUCAUCGACCACCUUCCCGCCGCAGCCCAAACCGCGCGGGCAAGCGAGCGGGGUCGAAAUUCGAACCACACCAGUGGUGCUGAUGAACAGCUCCUCGACAGAGAGGAGUCGACACUGGACAGUCGGCUACUGACCACUGAGCCGCUCCAGCAGAGUGAGGAGCUGGGGGACCUGCAGUCUCUGUCCUGGCUAACCACUGUGGAUGUACCCAGGCUGCAGCAGAUGGCCACAGGCAGACUGGCCUUCAACAACGCAGGACCCCAGAGCAGCAUACUGGAACUACACACAGACCAGCAAAGCAACAUGAGUACAGCACCAGGACAUAAUACCACGACCCCUCCACAUAGCAACAUGCAAAACACUUAUAUUGGAAUGAACUACCUCAACAAUCAAAAUGGAAAUAUGGCAGGAUUGCCAGGAAGUGCUGUGCCUGCCUCAGAAUACCAGUCCUCCCCAGCCCACUACUUCCACUCCCCCCAGCAGGCCUACAGCCCAGCUCAGGCUGUGCAACAGUGUUCCCCCAGCAGCCUGUACAACAGCACCUCCUACCAUAACCAGAACCUGUAUGAUCAGCAAGCAGCAGUCACGAGCAUCACCAACCCCCACAGCAACCAGGAUCUGCUACAACAACUCAAGGCCUUCCCUAAACCUAUCUACUCCUACAGCUGCCUGAUUGCUAUGGCCUUGAAGAACAGCCGGACAGGCAGCCUUCCUGUCAGUGAGAUCUACGGCUUCAUGAAGGAGCACUUCCCAUACUUCAAGACGGCGCCUGACGGCUGGAAGAACUCUGUGAGACACAACCUGUCUCUGAACAAGUGCUUUGAGAAGGAGGAGAACAAGCAGGGAGGCUCCUCCUCUACCUCUCGUAAGGGCUGUCUGUGGGCCCUCAACCCAGCCAAGAUCAACAAGAUGGAGGAGGAGAUGCAGAAGUGGAAACGCAAGGACCUGACUGCCAUCCGCCACAGCAUGGCCAACCCAGAUGAGCUGGAUAGGCUGAUCACAGACCGACCAGACAGCUGCCGGAGAAAGCCCUGUGAUCCCAGGAGGACAUGUGUCCCGUCCAGGCCCUGUGGUCCCCCGCUGUCUGGACAUCUGCAGUCCUCCCUCCCCUUCCACCUCCAGGACCAGAAUCACACCCUCCUAGGAGAACCCAGCUCCCCUGUAGACGCCCAGACCCCUUCCCUCCAUGCUGUCCCAGACUACUCCCACAGCCCCUUCCACCAGCUGCAGCCCUACAGACACCCCUCUAGCCACAGCUUGUACAGCCUCCACCCAGACGUCACAGCCGAGGUGGACGCUCUGGACUCCAGUAUCAUGGAGUUUGCCGGGAGCCUAUGGGAGGAGAUGAGGGAGGAGGGCUUCAGCCUGGAGUCUCUGGGUACCUUUAACCACUCUGACUGUGAGCUGACUGGCCCCAGCACUGGACAGCCCCUGGUGGACCGACAGGUGGCCGGGCUAUACACUACCCUGGACACAGCACCAGCUGUCCCCUCCCAGUACAUCACAACCACAGAGGCCAGGGGCCAGGCCAUCGCCCAGCUCUGA
This is a messenger RNA of Salvelinus namaycush (lake trout), 1629 nucleotides long. Its product is annotated as forkhead box protein N4-like. Gene Ontology annotation, biological process: regulation of transcription by RNA polymerase II. Bases 1 to 1629 code for a protein of 542 amino acids. Gene Ontology annotation, molecular function: DNA-binding transcription factor activity, RNA polymerase II-specific; transcription cis-regulatory region binding. The record is from RefSeq and is a predicted model, not a curated record. The transcript is spliced from 9 exons. Lineage: Eukaryota; Metazoa; Chordata; Actinopteri; Salmoniformes; Salmonidae.